UAAGUAUAUUAAAUAAAUAAUGAAAUAAAAAAAUAGCUAUAUUUAUUGUAACAAAAAGUUUUACAAGAGUGUUGUGUACGAUAAUAGCUGUGGUAGUUAAACAACCGAUUCAUAUUAAAAGUCUCACUUAAUUAAAAUAUUUUUUCGCCCUAUUAGAAAGGGAUAUAUAGCUUCUGUACUUGAUAUCUCGCUUGGCUCGCUUUCGCGGCUGGGAGUGCUCUGUAUAUAGUACAGUACUAAGUCUAUUCCAAACACUGAGCAUACGUAUUUGGUCUGUGGAUGCAGACUUGUUAGCAUUGACCAUAAAAAUACGCAUCUGUCAAAUAAAUUCAUAAACUUCAUCAGCGUCAGCCUGCCUGAUAAAGUUCGCAAUAUGAAUAACCUAUAUUUGAUUUGAUUAAUUUGAUUUUCCUUUUGGACUUAAUUAUUUUUAUAUAGGUUAUGAUUUGUUCAUAUUUAAAUUUGUUUUAAUUUUCAUUAAACAGAUUUUUAUAUUAGAGUCGGUGCUUCAUUCGUAUUGUUGGAAUAUUGGCGUCAGCGAGGACAUUAACAACAAGUAUGUUGUAAAAAUCCCAGUAACAAAGUAAUAUAAUAUUUUGAUCACUCUUUUUUUUUUUAUUUAACUAACAUAUUUUAUCAAAAGGUAUAGAGAAUUAUUAGAAUGCGCGGAUCUUUGCCGUGGUGUAAUAUUUACCACGUGAGAAAUGGUUGACUGAAAUGUAUCUAUUAAGUCGUGGUUCAAAUCCACGUUCUUUCACAUUUUAUAUUUUAUUGUAUAAAUUCCUUUUUUUUUGUAUUAAAGUUAAGAAUUAUUUAUUAGGAUAGAUCAACUAUUAUUUAAGUUAAUAACAUAUGUUUUAAAAUACCUAUCAGAAAUUAUUCUUCACUUUAAACCUAAGUGUAUAAGAAAAAAAACUUAUUUUUCUGUUAAUAUUUUGUUACAGCACAGUAUUUAAAUCUUUAUUAUAGAAAAAUAUUAUCAAAAUUUUUUUUUCAAAUGAAUUCUAAAAUUUCAAAACGGCGCAAACAUGCAACUGCUAGGAAAACACAUAAUAAUAAUGAAGAUGAAGCUGAAGUAUUUGUUUUACCACCAAAUCUUCUGGAAAAGUUGGGUAUUCAGUUGGGUAAUAUUCAGCCAACCCAGGAAUACCCAACUCGGUUUAAUAAAUCAGAUAUAAAUUCAGCGAAAACCAAACACAAAAAUAAAGCAGAUGAUAAUGAUACUGAAAAUCUUCAUUUGAACUAUAACUCAAUAAUUCAAAAAGACAACUCAAUUUUGAAGACUGCUAGUUUGAUGAAAGAGUCUGUGUUCUUAAGUCCAACAUUUGUUCCUACUUUGUCAGACGUUAUUGCUGGUGAAGUUGAAAUAGCAAACACAUCUGGGCAGCCUACUAGUAAUGGCGAGUUAAAUAUUGAACAUAAUAAGAAUUUGGGUGAUCUUGUUCGUAUACAGGAAAAUAUUGAUGAUGAUAAUGAAAAUGGCACUUUAGACUUUCCUCAGAGACAACUUCAGACAAAUCAAAAAAAGAUGGUAACUUUACAAAAACAAGAAGAAAUUUUUAAACAGGAUCUUUCUUGUUUAGAAGCUGCAAUCACUGAAUCUGUUAAUCUGGUUAUCACUGCGGAAAAACUGAAUGAAUAUCCAGUAUCUCCAAUUGUGUUUUCUAAUGAAUUUACUGAUGUAGAGAAAACGAAUGACAUUGAAAAAGUUAAACACCCAUUAUCGAAGAUAUCUGAAGACAAUCUGGCCUCGAAAAAUUUUGAAUGUGACAAACAUGAAGGUGCAGACAUUGAAGAUAAUGAAAAAAUUACGCUGGAAGAUUUGAAACUCAAGGACUCCAUACAUUAUGAUACAUUAUUGACUAAUGAAAUUGAAUGUCUUGAUUCAUUAGAUAAUUUCUUAAUUUCCCAGAAUUUAGAAUCAGGAGCUAGCUCUAGUGAAGCAAUAACUGGGUCGACAUUUUUGACAAAUCAAGAAGAAUCAAAAAACAAAGUAAAAAUUUUAUCACAACAAAUUGUGGACUACAAAACAAUUCUUGAUUGCGAUACUAGCCAUUUGAAUAAAAAUAAAUUGAUUCCUGUUACCAUAGACACAAUAAUUUCAACAAGAAAAGACACUAAUUUGUCACUAUUACAAAGUAACGAGAUAACGUCACCUCCAAAUUCAUAUACACUUGAACAGCAACAAAAAGCAUCUAAUUGUUCCAAAGAAAUAUCACCAAUAAACAAUAAUGGAUGCUUAACGGAAGGUUUUGCUGGUAAAGACAUAGCCUUUAUUCAAGUAUUACAUAAAAAAUCGUUGUCAUCAUUGAAUGUGCCUGGUGAAAAAAGUGAUUGUAGUGAUACUACCGAUUUCGAAACCAUAGAAAAAGUAUGUAGCAGUGCUGUUAGUGUUAAUGGUGAUAUUGAUUAUAAGUCGCUUAAUUAUCACAAUGAACCGAAAGAACAUUCUGAAACAUGUGUUUUAAAUAAUUGUAAUGAAGUGACAGAUACUAUAAAUGAUAAAAAUAAAACUGUGCUGUCUAUUAAUAAUAACACAAUAUCAGAGUUUAAUAUGCCUGUAGCCAAUUCUGUGGUAAACGCCUAUAAUAUUAACAAUGUAGAAAUACACGAAAACGAUGAUUUUGAGCAGCAUAUGGAUGUAGACACUGAAAUUGAUGAGCAUCAUAUUAAAAAUGCCUCCAAAGACAAGAACUCUGAUGAAACUCAUAUUGAUCUCAAUAGUCAUAUAACAACUAUUAUACAAGAGAAAGAAAUAAUAGAAAAUAUUUGUAUACCAUCUGUACUAGUAAAAGAAAAAGGAAAUCAUGCAAUAAAUGGACGGACUCAAUUGAAGAAUUGUGUUCAAGGUGUAGAAAAGCCUGGUGGAAGUGGUUUGGUGACGUUUUCAAUCAACACUAUGGGAUUGAAGACUUAUCACAGAGAAAAAAAAGUUUCCAAAAUACUUCAGCAUAAUGUGGGAAAUGAAAUAGUGUCUACUAAUGAAAGUAACAUUACAUUAAAAGAAGUUAGAGUCUUAGGAUUUGAUGAUAGUAUUCAAGACUAUUGUUUGUGCAAUGAUUUUGGUCAGUUAAAUAUUUAUGAUCAUGAUGAUGCAUAUGAGCAUAUCCAUUUCUGGGAAACUAAAAGUGUUUGUAAUGAUCCUGAGAUGAUUUUCGAUAUAUAUUAUGAGAACACAGAUGUAUUUGCUCAUCAGCGUAGCACUCAAUAUGACUUAUUAAAUAUUAAAGAGGUGGAUGACAAGGAAAUAACUCCUAUUUGCUGGAAAGUUAUCUCGAAAGAAAUUGUUGGUAAAAAUGUACAUUGCAAGGAUACAACAGAUAAUCAAGUUAAAGAGACUUUGUUAGACUCUGAACCAUUAGAUUUUUGUUCAUUUUGUAAUGAUUUUUCAAAAAAUAAAAAAGAACGACAUUCCUCUUCUUGUUCGAGAAACAAUGUAAUUAUCAAUGAUAUAAUUACCAAAAAAGAUAAGUCGUUCACGGACUCAGUCGAAAUAGUAUCUGAUUUAGUGACUCCUUCUAACAGUAAUAAAAAUGAAGUAGCCGCUAAUUUAGUUGUACCAGAUGUAUUAAAUGACGAAGAUUUGGAAGAGUCAAUUACAGUAAUACAACUAAUAAAUGAUGAAGAUUUCAAUGAAAUGACUUUGGACGAUAAUAUUGAUCGGAUUGAAACAAAACUUUUACAGUCUUCUUCUAUAAUAUCUCAAGUUAAUAAUGUUGUUACUGAGGUGAUAUUUGACGAAAAUAAUGAUAUAAAUAUACCUGUUAUUACAAAAAUAGAAGAAAAUAAAAAUAUCACACAGCAUAUUUCAACAUAUCCUGAGGCACAUUGUAAAAAUGAUAAACAAGCAAGCAAUUCAAGUGUUGUUGUUCAAGUUAACCAAAUUACUCAAAUAAACUCUAACUUUAAUAACCAAAAUUAUGCAUCUCCAAAUGAAAAAAAUGAAGUAACCGCUAAAGAAGACGCACUAGAUACAUUAAAUAACGAGGACUUGGAUGAUUCACUUACAGUAAUACAAUUGAUAAAUGAUGAGGAAUUAAAUGAAAUGCUUUUGGACGAAAUAGUUGGUCAAACAAAAACGACACUAUUGCCGUCUUCUUCUCCGAUAUCUGAAGAUAAACAUACAGUUCCUGAAGCAAAUACUAGUAUAAAUAUACAUGUUAAUAUCAAAACAGAACAAAAUAAAAAUAUCACUCAACAUUAUUCAAAAUGUCCAGAGUUACAUCAUAAAAAUGAUAAACAAGCAAAUAAUUCAAGUGUUUUUGAACAAGUUUACCAAACUUCGCAAACAAUGCCUAACCACAUUACCCAAAGUCAUGCAUCUCUAAAUGAAAAUAAUAAUGUUCGUAGGCCAGUAUUAAACUGUAAUAGAAAUAAAAGUUGUACUGAGGUGAAUGAUGAAACACACACUGAAAUUGUGCCUAAACUGACUGUGGAGGCUGAAGAAUCUUCAAUUUCGGAAAAAAGAAAACUUGCAUAUGUUGCAGCAUUAGGAGAACCCGAGGCAAAGAGAAAGAGGCUGAAGAGUUGUCAAACAAAAUUCUCAUCAAAAAUGGAUGAACCGCCGUCUAAUAAAAAAGUGGAAUGCGGUGUAUGUUACCAAUCGAUAGCAGACGCCCAUUGGAAAGAUCACGCUGCCCAGUGUCACAACUGUGUCGCCUGGAUAAAGGGGCAAAAUAUUGAUUUCGAUAAUGAAGAUUUUGUGGAAGAGUUGAAUCAACGGUUAAAUGAAAAAAAAAUAUUAGAAUGUCAUUUUUGUUGUUUUAAAAUAAAUCAUCUUGCCACAUUCAUAUUACAUAUUAAGAACUGCCAAAAGUUGAAGAGUAUAUUGUUGCUGUCAAAAAGAGUCAGCGCCAGAAAUUUAUCACCUGAUCAAAUCAACGAGAAAGGAGGGGUUACAAAAAAAAAUAAAUCUAUAAAAUGUGGACGUUGUAAACAAAUUGUUGAUUUUAUGCUUUGGCCUGAACAUGUCCGAGGACACAAUUAUUUGACUUGGAAAGAAGGAGAGCCUGUUUUGAACUUGGAAGACGAGGCAAAAGUGCGUCAGCAUCUGUUAAUAAUGUCGGAUCGAUUACGUGGAUUGAGUUGCAAGAAAUGUGGUUUAGUACGUAAACAGCCGAAGUCGUUUUUACAUCACGUGAAUAACUGUAAUACUAAUAUUCUGGAUAGUAAUGAUACAGAUUGUGCUAACACAAGUUCUACAUCAGCCGAUGUUACUUUGGAUGCAAGUGUAGUUGAUUCAAUUAAAUCCGAUUCUAUUGAUCAAACUGAAAUUCAGGAACCCACUAGAGAGUUUCCAAAUGAGAGUAUUUAUCCAGCCGAAUCCACGUCGACAAAAUGUGGAGUUUGCAAGGAAGUUGUAGAUCUUGAGCGUUGGAUUGACCAUGCGCGAGGACAUGACUAUUUGACUUGGAAAGAGGGAGAGCCUGUAAUAGAGUUGGACGAUGAAGAUCAAGUGCGACGUCACUUGACGUUAAUAUCGAAAGAAAUAGGUGGUUUGACUUGUAACAAAUGUGGUAUCGUCCGUAAACAAGCCAAAAGGUUUUUAGACCACGUGGGCGAAUGUGGGGAUGAUGAACAGAUGUCGUUAUUAGAUACAGAUUGUGCGAAUAGUAGUUUGACGUCAGCAGAUGUCACCUUGGAUUCAAGUAAAGUUGAUUCGGUAGAUUUGAAGACUCGAUCAAGUCGUACUAAAAAGACAACUGCUGAACAGUUUCUAACAAAAGUUACCUGUGGUGUUUGUAAAAAGCAAGUCGACGGCGAUCGAUGGUCUUUCCACAUUAGGGUGGAACAUAAUUAUUUAGCGUGGAAAAUUGAAGAAACGCCUCUUGAUUUGGAAGACGAAGAUAUGGUGCGUGAUCAUUUGAAGGCGAUUUCUAAUCGUGAAGACGGAUUAGUCUGUAAUAAAUGCGAUGUGAAGAAGAAAUACCCUAAAGUAUUUUUAGAUCACGUGCGUUUUUGCAUAGGAGAUAUACUAAAAGCAAAUGACAGGCGUAAUAUUUCAUUAAACGGUGAUGCUACCUUAGAUUCUUCUGAAGUAGCCAGUGACGGGAGUCGACGGGAAAGUGCCGAUUAUAUUAGACCAAGCAGACGGAGGAAACGGGCACGUAUUAGUUCUUUAUCCGAUGAUAGUGAAGAGGUUGUCAGCAAAAAGACUCGUUUAGAUGUUCCAGAAUGUGAGGUAGUUAAGUGCGGGGUUUGUAAAUUGGACAUACAAGAAUCGACGUGGACGACACAUAUUGGAGGGACUCACAAUUAUUUAGCGUGGAAGGAUGGAGAUCAGCCUCUAAAUUUAGAAGACGAUGAAGCAGUAUUGAAUCAUUUAGUAAAUCUCACUCAAUCUGUAAAAAAACUAACUUGUUUCAAAUGCAAGUAUAGUGGAAAAAAGGCAAGGGAAUUUUUAGAGCAUAUAAAACAGUGCAAUUUAGAGAACGUCGUUGUUAAGAACGCAACAACAUCGGAUACUAAAAAUGUAACAUGUGGAGUUUGUAAAAAUGAAUUGAAAAUUAAUCAAUGGAAUAAACACAUUAGAGAACAACAUAAUUACUUAGCAUGGAUGGAAGGAGAUGCCCCUUUAGAUUUGGAAGAUUUUGAUGCUGUGCGUGAUUAUUUGAAGGCAAUUUCCAAACGUGAAGGCGGCCUGUCCUGCAUUAAAUGUAACGUGAAGAAGAAAUACCCUAAAUUAUUUUUAGACCACGUUCGAUAUUGCAGUGGAGUAGUAAGUGUUUCAAAAUAUCUAGAUUUCAAUUUUAUCACAAGUCAUUUAGGAAAUUAA
Molecule: messenger RNA, 6775 nt
Organism: Diatraea saccharalis (sugarcane borer)
Lineage: Eukaryota; Metazoa; Arthropoda; Insecta; Lepidoptera; Crambidae
Source: the annotation of a GenBank genome assembly